AAAAUAUACUAAAAACCUUGAUUAUUCUGGUUAGUCACAUUGUACUGCUAUUAUUUUGAACAAUACUGUAUAUUUUGCUGCACUGAGUGUUUCAACUACUCUGACGAGUCCUUCAGUCCCUGCUGCUGAAAAACAGCCCAAAACACAAGUCUGCUACCAGCACACUUUACUCUGUUGAGAUACUGCAGGUGAUGAGCAGAGCUGGUUUCCUUCAAACAAGACACUUAGAAUCUGUAGGGUGUUCUUCUGAAACAUACCACUAUCUCCCUGGUCUUCACUUAGCAAGUUUGAACCUGCUACCUAUUGAUCUGAAAUUUAAUAAUCGUACAGUGAAUUAUACCUUAUUCCAUUAGCCAGACAUAAUGUUUAGACUGUAGCUGAAGAUCAACGGAAGAUGAGUUGAGUAUAAUACAGAUCUUCUUUUCAGCCCUGACCUGGCCCUCCGAUGAUGUCCACAUACUUUUAAAAUAAUCUACUUUUAAAAGUAAAAAACUUUUUACUUCAGUGAUAUGCUUACAGGUUAUACAUGCUUACUUAACGAUAAGCCUCUGCACCAUACUUGCCCCACAAACAGGCCUUGAAGGAGUAGUUCACUUUAAAAUGAAGAUUAGCCCAUUAUUUACUCUCCCUCAAGUCAUCCAAGGUGUAUGUGACUUUCUUGUUGAUUGCAAUUCACUCCCAUUAUAAAGCUCAGAAACAUCAUGGUGUUAAUUAAUAUAACUCUUAAUGUAUUGGUCUGGAAGAAGAAAGUCACAUACACCUAGGAUGACUUGAGGGAGAGUAAAUAAUGGGCUAAUCUUCAUUUUAAAGUGAACUAAUUAUUUAAUAGGCCUUUAAGCUACAUGAAGUAUAAAGUGAUAGUAACUACUCAAUUAGAUCAGUUAUAGUGCUAGGAGUACUAGCCCAUGCACACGUGUAGAAUACAUAUUUGAUCAACAGUCAUGAAUUAAUUAAAUGUAUUAAUAUUAUUAUAAGGCAUUUCUGGUAAUUAAAAGUCCAUUAAUUGGAGAAAACAUUGAUAUUAAAGCACAUGGUUGCCGACACAGUUUUAGAGUUUUUUAUUUUAUUUUGUAAUGCUGGUGAAUAAUUAUACAAAUUGCAGUGAAGUUUGCUGUUCUAGACUCACAUGGAGUAUGGGUUGGGGAAAAAACUGACGGGAACGUUUUUAAUAUAUUUUAUAAGGAAAAAUAAUUUCAUUUGUGAAAAAGUUGAGUGACGUAAUUUAACCCGGGAAAACAUUUUUUUUGGCGGGAGCCGUGACGAGUUGAGUUCGUCAUUCGCGCGAGGAGACAGAUCGUCAGAGAGGUAAGUUCACUAGCUUGUUUUAUAAACUCUUAUCUUUUCAAAUUGUGAAACUUUGACCAAAUAAACAAAUGAUUGAUAGCUACCUAGAUAUACAGACCAGCAAAUGACUACAUCUGGUGCUCGCCUAUAGUAUGAAGACGACGAGUAACGAACGUUAUUUAGGUGAGCUAAAUUAGCGUUAGACCGAAGCCAAUCGUUAGGCCUGUCAUAAAUAAUAUUAUUGUCAUUUUAAGACAAUUUUGUGCCACUUAGUAUUUAAUCAUAAUAUAAAAGCAUAAUAAUAAAAUUAGGCAUAACGUUAUACACUUUAAAAAGACAACAACCAUUUAAUUAUUUUGAUAAGUGGUGUCAAAAAAACACUGAAUGAAAAAAAAAACUUAAAUAAAGAGUAAAUAAUCAUUGUAAAAUAAUAAUACUAAUAAAAAAGCGCAAAGUACGUUACAAGUAGAGAAGAGAAAAGGUGCACACUAUUGCUGAGUUAAGUUAGCGGGCAGAUGUGUGUCUGAACGAGCCUCAGCGAGACUGAUCUGAUAAUAAAACAGGUUUUUUAUGUGCACCAUUUUGCGCUGUGACGUAUUAACUUGCUCAAGAACAGUGGAUUGCGGCUUUGAAAUCGAGCGCAUUUAGAUUUGUUCUGUAACGUUAGUUGUCAUGAAAACACGAUGGCGUGUUCUUCAGCUUCUGUAGGGCGCUGUGUGUUUGAAGGAGAACACAACACCACAGCGCGAUCUGCGAGAUGUGCUGCCACUCAUUAUCAUAUAAACAUACUGGGCGAAGGAUUGCGUCACCAGACGGUUUUGAGGUCAUGUAGAUAUUGUGAGUUAUGUCGAUAUAUUAUUGAUUAUUGCGACAGGCCUAAUGCUCGCUAGUUGCAGAUAAUUUGAGAAAAAUCGAUUCUCAAAAAUGUCGACAGAACAACCGCAUGCCUUUUUCAACAUUUAUAACCCUACUAAAUUUUGAUUAAUAUGUAUUCUUUAGUCAAUUUUUUAUUUGAGAAAUACAUGUUUCGUGUGUAAUUAGCAAGCAUGAUCAAGUUGAAUUUAAAUGUAUUACUGCAUGUCAUGUCUAAACGGAAGCGAUUUAGUCCUGUGGAGGAUGCCACUGCACACAUUCUGUCUGGCAAAGACAAACCAUGCCUUGAGGAGAGAUUCAUUAACUCUCAUAAAGGUAGAGGUGUGUUUGCUAGCAUGUCCAUUGACAAAGGAUGCUUCAUUCUUGAAUACCGUGGAGAGUUACUUUCCCAAGAGGAGAGCCAAACAAGACAGAAUAGAUACAAUGAAACAGAAAAUACCUUCUUGUUUGAGUUUGAUUGGAAUGGAAGGCAAUGGUGCAUUGAUGCCUCAAAAGAAGAUGGUUCACUUGGGAGACUAGUGAACGAUAAUAACAAGACUCCUAACUGUAAAGUGAAAAAAAUUAGUGUUGAAGGUAAACCACAUCUGUGUUUGUUUUCGGUUAAGGCCAUAGCUUCAGGAGAAGAAUUAACAUACAACUAUGGAGAUUCAGACUGGCCAUGGCGUACUCAGUUGAACCAAGCAGUCCCUCACAAUGAGGAGAACAUACCAUCAGAAGACAGUACACAUUUUCCUGACAAAAUAAACUGUCCCAAGCCAGCUGAACAGAUUGGGAGUUAUUUGUCUGAACCCAGGCCUUCAAAUAGUGGUCAAUCCACCGACCACAACAGUGACCAUUCAUCCACAGCCUCUGACAUGAUGGAGAACCAUUCUCAGGUGAACCAAGCAGUCCCUCACAAUGAGGAGAACAUACCAUCAGAAGAGGGUACACACCUUUCUGACAAAAUAAACUGUCCCAAGCCAGCUGAACAGAUUGGGAGUUAUUUGUCUGAACCCAGGCCUUCAAAUAGUGGUCAAUCCACCGACCACAACAGUGACCAUUCAUCCACAGCCUCUGACAUGAUGGAGAACCAUUCUCAGGUGAACCAAGCAGUCCCUCACAAUGAGGAGAACAUACCAUCAGAAGAGGGUACACACCUUUCUGACAAAAUAAACUGUCCCAAGCCAGCUGAACAGAUUGGGAGUUAUUUGUCUGAACCCAGGCCUUCAAAUAGUGGUCAAUCCACCGACCACAACAGUGACCAUUCAUCCACAGCCUCUGACAUGAUGGAGAACCAUUCUCAGGUGAACCAAGCAGUCCCUCACAAUGAGGAGAACAUACCUUUGGAGGAAGAUAUAUGUUUUCCUUCCAACAUGAGCAAAAAGUCAACUGAACAAGUAAUGCCAUGUGGUACAUUAACCAAGCUCCAAUUAAGUAAUAAUUUCAGACUGAAAGAAAAUCAAGACAGAUGUGCUCAACGCUAUGAACAACUGUCAACACUUGAAACUAAGAGAGGGAUGACUGAUUACUCGCAGAAUAAUGAAUCUGAGAUAUCUUGUGAGGAAUCCUCCUUUUCUGACUACAGUGACAACGAUUAUGUCCCUGGUACAGACUGUAGCUCAUCAGACAACAGUUGUGAAAGUGAAGAACUAAAUAUCUGCCAUGUCGAGCCAGCAAAGGGAGGUGCUGUUGAGUUUAAGAGUACAACAGACAAUAGUACAAGCUCAUCCUAUCACCGUUCCACAUCUGUGACACCGAUGCCUACUAAAAUGCAAAAAAAUAGAUACAAGAAGAUACAAUAUUGUGCCUAUUGUCAGAAGCCAUACUCUAAAAUUGCACGGCACUUGGAGUUUGUUCAUCGCAAUGAACUUGAGGUAGCUAAGGCAUUCAGCUUCGAUAAAAGGUCAAAGGAAAGAAGAGUGAGACUACGCCUUUUGAAAAGUAGAGGGAACUUUGCCCAUAAUGCUGCAGUUUCAAAAGCCGGAAAUGGGGAAAUGGUUGCUUGCAGACGGCCCAAAGAAGUAAAAUCUACCUAUGACUUCACUCACUGUAUCCACUGUCAGGGUCUAUACAACAGAAAGACACUAUGGAGACACAUCCGAACAUGCCCCCAGAACCCCAAAAAUGAAAACCGCACAAUUGGGCAGAAGAGAGUUCAGUCAAUCAACAGCUUGACCCUUCCUCCACCAGUGGAUGUUAGCAAAAGUCUGUGGACCAUUGCUUGUGAGAUGGUGAAUGAUGAAGUUUCAGAUGUUGUCAGGAAUGAUCGAUACAUUCUUCUUUUAGGGGAGCAGAUGUACAACAGGCUGAAGUCACAUUCAGGAAGAAAUUACUACAUUAAGCAGAAAAUGAGGGAAGUAGCAAGGUUGCUCAUCACUGCCAGAUCACUGACACCCAUUCAUAAUAUGGAGGACUUCAUCCAACCCUGCAACUUUCCUCACGUUAUAAAAGCAGUAAGAGCAGUGGCAGGAUUUAGUGAGGAGGCAAACACCUACAAGAUUCCAUCACUGGCACUGAAGCUUGGACACAGCUUGGUGAAGAUUGCCAACUCUGUGGAAUGCAAUGCACUGAUGUCAGGACGCGACACGGCUGCGGAGUCUGCACGAAAUUUCAGACGUUUGUAUGAAAGCAAAUGGAAUGAGGUAGUGUCUGCAGCUGCACUGACUACUCUGGGAGAAGCUAAAUGGAAUAAGCCACAAGUUCUACCAUUUACAGAUGAUGUCAAAACACUGCACUCAUUUUUGAACUCAAAACAGCAGGAAUAUGUGGAUGCCCUUCAAGAAAAACCAAAUGACAAAAACUUUGCCAAUCUUUGCAAAGUCAUGCUAACACAGAUCAUUAUUUUUAAUAGACGAAGAGAGGGUGAAGUUUCCAGGAUGAAUAUUCAAUCUUACACGUCUAGAGACCAGGCACCAAUGCACAAAGAUAUCGCUGUGGGACUCAGUGACUUUGAGAAAAAACUUUGUGGGUACUUCCAAAGGGUGGAAAUACGUGGUAAAAGGGGGAGGAAGGUACCAGUGUUGCUGACCCCUAAUAUGAUUGUGGCCAUGGAUCUCCUUGUAAACAUGAGAGAAAGGUGUCAAGUUCCUGUUGAAAACAAGCAUUUGUUUGCUCGUCCAGGUGCUCUGUCUCACUAUCGUGGUGGAGACUGUAUUCACCAGUAUGCCCGAGCCAGUGGAGCAAAGCAUCCAGAUGCCCUUUGCUCAACAAAGCUGCGUAAGCAAGUAGCUACAAUGUCCACAGUAUUAAACCUAAAAGACAAUGAGAUGGAUCAACUGGCCAACUUCCUUGGCCAUGAUAUCAGAGUUCAUCGGGAGUUCUACCGCCUCCCUGAAAGCACUCUACAGCUUGCAAAGAUUAGUAAACUCCUCAUUGCAAUGGAAAAAGGGGCACUGCCCGAACUCCAGGGUAAAGGAUUAGAUGGUAUAACAAUAGAUCCACAAGAUGAAAUGGAUGUGUCGAGCAACAGUUCCAGUGAUGAGGCAGAACCGCAAACUUUAAGCUGCAGAAGACAAGAGUAUGAGGAUCAUGUGAAUGGCUCCCAGAAAUCACUUGUUCGUAGACCAAAAUCCUCCUCCAUGGUAGACCUGGACGAUGCCAAUCUCAAACAAGGCACAAAAGUCAGUGUCAAAAAGAAGUGGUCGGAAGAAGAGGUUGGGCAGUUGAAAAGCAUUUGA
This is a messenger RNA of Carassius auratus (goldfish), 5813 nucleotides long. RefSeq lists its product as uncharacterized. Gene Ontology annotation, molecular function: protein binding. Lineage: Eukaryota; Metazoa; Chordata; Actinopteri; Cypriniformes; Cyprinidae. The record is from RefSeq and is a predicted model, not a curated record. The coding region runs from base 2331 to 5813 and encodes 1160 amino acids. The transcript has 15 exons.